Molecule: messenger RNA, 830 nt
Organism: Suillus discolor
Lineage: Eukaryota; Fungi; Basidiomycota; Agaricomycetes; Boletales; Suillaceae
Exons: 4
Coding region: 105-716 (203 amino acids)
Source: RefSeq, a predicted model, not a curated record
AAAGUGUUCUAGACUGAACAAAGCGGGCCGGCCUUGGCCUGCUUCCAUCAUUGAUACUUAAACCAAACUCAGCGGUCCCAGACUCCUCUCAACUUCCUCUCAUCAUGGCGUCCGUCACACAGAUCAUGUACUUCAAGACCUCUUCAUCCUACCUGCAGGAUCCCUCUAGGUUGAUCUCUGAGCUUGCAACCAAAAGUGCAGCAGACAAAAUUGAAGGGCUUUCUAAGGGAUACCUUGGCUUCGAGACUGAGGAUCCAACCAACGCAUUCUGGGUCUUCGAGUGGACUUCCAAGUCUGCGCAUGACACAUAUCAUCAGACAGACACUUUCAAGGCCACACAAGCAGCUGCUCGACAAGUUUUUGCGAGCAGACCUACCCAUACAUUUGCCGAGUUCUCCAACGCUAGCCAGAUCUUUUCUGCUCCAGCGACGGAAUUUGUCACUUUCACUCUCAAGGAGGGUGCCAGUAUGGACGCACUGCAACCCCUCGUCGAACAGCUUGAGGCUAAGCUUCAAGGAACACCUAAGUUCUACGGCUCGAGCUGGGCGCCUGUCCUUGAUAAGCCCAACGUAGUUCACGGCGUGUUGGGAUGGGAGAGUGUGCAGGCACACUGGGAUGCUGUAAGCUCAGGUCCCCUCAAGGAGAUUAUUGAUGAAGUGAAGAAGAUUGCUGACCUUUGGCUUGUUCACGCUAUACUGACACAGUACAAAGCGUGAAGUACGAACGAAACUUUGUCGACGGUAUUUGAUUCUGAAGUUAUAAAAUACAAAUGUACAAUCUUAUCGAUAUCCCCGAGGAAAACAUUCGAUUUAGCUGUGCGCCCAGGCCCU